Molecule: messenger RNA, 2119 nt
Organism: Cololabis saira (Pacific saury)
Lineage: Eukaryota; Metazoa; Chordata; Actinopteri; Beloniformes; Belonidae
Gene: slc10a3
Product: solute carrier family 10 member 3
Exons: 2
Coding region: 181-1560 (459 amino acids)
Biological process (GO): bile acid and bile salt transport
Cellular component (GO): membrane
Molecular function (GO): bile acid:sodium symporter activity
Source: RefSeq, a predicted model, not a curated record
CAGACCGCUCCUCUUCAUCAGGAGGACGAUCCCGCGGAGAGACGAUGCUGCGGGGCUGCGCUCUGCCGUGACCGACAUUUCCCUGGGAGAAGCCGUCCGGGGCCGUGAGCUGCAGCCCGGCAGGGGAGACGGCGAGGAGAUGACGGGAGCGGGACGAGCCCGUUCCCCGCCGAGCCAGUGAUGUCCGUUGGCGGAGAGGCGGUCCGUGUGCGGGGGUCCCUGCUGCUGCUGCCGCUGCUGCUGCUGCUGCUGCUGCAGCUGCAGCGGGCCCGGGCCGGGGCCGGGGCCGCCGGGGACCUGACGGUGGACGGCUCCAACCUAACGGGCGGGUACCUGCGCAUCGGGGACGGGUCCUCGCAGGAGUUCGACUUCCCCGAAAACACGUACGGCGUGAUCGUGGUGUCCAGCCGGUACCGGGGCCGCGCCGGCCAGCAGGCGGUGCGGGUCCGCUCCCUGGACCCGGAGGUUCUGUGCAUCCUCAACGUGACCAGCAGCAGCCGCAGCCACACCAUCAGCAUCCGCUCCGGGUUCCCGGGCCGGGCCCCGCUGCUGCUGCAGCUGCUGGACCUGGACCUGGCCCGGGGCCCGGUGCUGGUGGAGGAGAGGACGGACUACGCCAUCAGGGUGGCCCCCGGGGGCCCGGUGCAGUCCGGGGGGCUGGCCCACUUCUCGGAGAACCCGCUGCUGUUCGCCCUGCUGCCGCUCAUCUUCGUCAACAAGUGUGCGUUCGGCUGCAAGGUGGAGGUGGAGGUGCUGCGGGCGCUGCUGCGGGGCCCCUGGCCCCUGCUGCUGGGCGUGGGGGCCCAGUUCCUGGUCAUGCCCGUGUACGCCUACUGCGUGUCCCUGCUGGCCUCGCUGCCCAAGGCGCUGGCCCUGGGGCUGGUCAUCACCUGCUCGGCCCCCGGCGGAGGGGGGGGGUACCUGUACAGCCUGCUGCUGGGGGGGGACGUCACCCUGGCCAUCUCCAUGACCCUGGUGUCCACGGUGGUGGCCACGGCCGCCAUGCCCCUGUCCUCGGCCCUGUACGGCCGGCUGCUGGGCGUGCACGCCGCCCUGCACGUGCCCUUCGUCAAGAUCCUGGGCACCUUGCUCUUCAUCGCCAUCCCCAUCUCCCUGGGCAUGCUGAUCAAGCUGCGCCUGCCCGCCCUCACCCGCGUCCUGCUGGUGCUCAUCCGGCCCUUCAGCCUCGUGCUCAUGAUAGGCGGCAUCUUCAUGGCCUACCAGAUGGGCGCGUCCAUCCUGGCCAACGUGGAGCCCCGGAUCGUGGCGGUCGGGGUCACGGUGCCUUUGCUGGGCCUGGUGGUCGGAGCCGCCUUGGCGAAGCUGGCGGGCUUGGCUCCUCCGCAGAGGAAGACCGUCAGCAUCGAGGUGGGCGUGCAGAACAGCCUGCUGGCCCUCGCUGUCAUGCAGCUGUCUUUCCAGAGGACUGAGGCGGACUUUGCGUCGCAGGCGCCCUUCAUCGUGGCCCUCAGCAGCACCUCGGAGAUGCUGCUCAUCGUCCUGGGAUACUUCAUCCAGCGGAGAUUCUGUGGUCCUGCGGCCCUCAGGAGCGACACCUGAUUGUAGCCACGGUUUUGUUCUGAACUUGAAUGAAUCUUUUUAAACCUGUGGAAAUCUGGCCUCACAGAGUCUUACCUGCAAGACGCCCAACAAUAUCCAGUCCAGUCAUCACUGCUUUUGUACACAGGACAGUGAAAAGACUUUUUAUGGUCAUUUUGUUGUCAGUUUGUUUUUUUUUGUUUUUUUUUUAAUGAAAACCAAAGGCCUUUUACCCCUCUGAGACCUUUCUGUGUUUGAUUUUACAUUAUGUACUUUUUCAGAUAAGAUUAUACUGUGAGGUACUUCAUGUAAAUAUUCGUUAUUUGAGAAAAAUCUAUGAAACAAGAGAUAUUUUUCUACCAGAUUACUUUUUGCAAUCCAAAAUCAAAGACUGAUUUAUAUCAUGUUUACAAGAAGUCCAUGUGUCUUAGCCUGAGGGGAAUUUUGUUGCUAAAAGUGGAAAAAUUUGUGACCCUAAAACGAAGCGUGAUAACAUUUUUGAAAGUAUUUGCCACUGAUUGUGUCUCCCGGAUCUGUACUUGAACAUUCGAAAGGAAAAUAAAACUAAAUUAAAAUCCUU